UGGGACGGGACCCCCGGCGGGGCGGGGCCAGGGGUGCCGCUCCGGUAACGGGGGAGUCCCGGCCCGGGGAGCGCUCAGCCCUGGCGGGCACGGCGGCCGGGUGGGGCGCACCGGCGGGCACCGCCGGGGGUCAGUAGCCAUCAGCGGUGAUGGCCGGGCACGACGGUUAUGGCUGGGCACCACCGGGCUGCACCGGGCACAACGGCAGCACCAGGCAGGUUGUGCGUGGAGCGCCUGCGGCCCGGAGAGACCGGGGAGCCCGGCUGCCUCCGCCACACGCGGGGUCUCCUCCCGGCCCCCGUGGCACUAGGACCCCCGGGAGCCCUGUCCCUGCCGGGCUGUCACCACCCGGCUGUCACCGUCGCAGCAGCUGUGACAGGGGCGGUUAAAAAUAGCGGUGUCAGCGAUGGCCGCCCGGUGCCGCCUCGCCGCUCGCUUCCACCGAGUCCACGGCGCCAACGUGCUCCUGGACGCCUCGGCCACGCGGGCCACGCGUGUGCGGAGCUUUGCCCACGGUCUUUGCUUCAGCCAGGAGCCGCUGGCACCCGGGCAGCCCUUCCUGGUGGAGAUCGAGGAGAAGGAGCUGGGCUGGUGUGGCCACCUGCGCGUGGGGCUGACAGCCCUGGACCCCCAGAGCCUGGAUGUGGUGCCCGAGUACUCGCUGCCAGACCUGGUCAACAUGGGGGACACCUGGGUGUUUGCCAUCACCCGCAGCCACAACCGCGUGGCUGUGGACAGGGAGGAGCCUUUGUCACAGGGCCCCCCCAAGGAGCUGUUCCCACUGAUCGAGCGGCUGCGGAUCCCCCGCGACACACUGGUGGGGCGCAGCCGUCCCGGCCGCUACAGCCACAUCCUGGAUGACCUGUACAAGACAAACGUGCUGCCCGCAACCGCCCGGCGCAGCCGCAUCGGCGUUCUGUACGUGCCACAACCUGACGGCACCGCCGACAUGCACAUCCUCAUCAACGGGGAGGACAUGGGGCCCAGCGCCCGUCACCUGCCCACCGCCCGUCCGCUCUACGCUGUGGUUGAUGUCUUCGCCUCCACCAAGAGUGUCCGGGUCAUCCCGGUGGAAUAUGGCUUCCCCUCCCUGCAGACCCUCUGCCGCCAGGUCAUCCAGCAGCACAUCGUCCACCGCCUGGCCAUUGACGGCCUGGACCUGCCGCUGCCACUGCGGAGCUUCUGCCAACACGAGUGAGGCCUUGAGGGUGCCACCCUGGCUCCCCCACCAACCACCCCACCGGUGACAGCUGAAUGGCUGCCAGGCCGGACCUGCGCCUCCCAGAUCCCCUCCUCCGGUGCACUUGCCAGCACUGUCCGUGCUGCUGCAGGGUCAGUGUGAGCGUGGUGGAGCAUCAUGGGGACGUUCCUCUGCACAGAGAUGUGCAGUGAGGCCGGUGUGUGGGCAGGGGGUGGCAGGGACUGAAUAAGCAAUAAAGCGCUUACAUCCCAAAAA
Molecule: messenger RNA, 1456 nt
Organism: Columba livia (rock pigeon)
Lineage: Eukaryota; Metazoa; Chordata; Aves; Columbiformes; Columbidae
Gene: NEURL2
Product: neuralized E3 ubiquitin protein ligase 2
Exons: 2
Coding region: 407-1198 (263 amino acids)
Biological process (GO): intracellular signal transduction
Molecular function (GO): ubiquitin protein ligase activity
Source: RefSeq, a predicted model, not a curated record